UCUCCCAUGCGCCCGGCCGACAAAGAAGUCAAAUCUGCUGUGGAGAAGCGAGGGCAGACUGUAAUUACGCGGCUGCCGCGUCUAUCGAUGCUGUUGGAUGUGGAAGACACCGUAUGCAGAUCGACGGCCACCCCGGACGGAUAGUGAACACAAGGAACCGCUCGCUUUGUCCUAAACUGCAGAGAGAGAGAGACAGAGGUCCUUAUUUACAAACACAUGGGUUUUGACUUGUUCUAAGAUCAAAAAAUUAGUUUGUGAUUCAACAGUUACAAUGAAGAAAUCGUACAGUGAAAUAGGUUUAUCCUGUACGACUAUUUGUUGUGAACAGCACCCCGAAUGCUAUCAGGGCCACAUUCACUUUUGUCGCGCCUUCCAUAGAUGAAAGUAAGUUCAAGUAUUUGGCCCCAUUCGACAAAAGACGCUUUGGAAGAAAUCAAACUCGAGUGGGCGGAUUUGACGGUCUCCGCCAUGGCUCACGGUAGUCUACCUCCCAUCGACACCCUCCCGCAGUGGUCCAGGGUUUUACACUUCGACACAAGUCGCCGACCUCGGCCCCAUCGACCCUCACCUUUGUCCCCUACAGAGCACAAUUUGCAGUCGCAGCGAAUCUCCGCUCUGGAGAAGAGCCUACAGUUUCUGCAACAGCAGCACAGCGAAACGCUGGAAAAGCUCCACCAGGAGAUCGAGCAGCUAAGGAGAAAGAAUAAAGAUUUGCAGUACCGCUUGAUCAUGGGGUCCCAGCACGGCCAUAAAGGUACUUUUGGGAAUAUGUCAUAUCAAUCCUUUGGAGCAGAAACUGAGGGACACACGGAAGUAGAAACAGCCCCACCAAACCCUCCUACUGAAGCCUCCAUGGGUACACUCAAGAGAGACCACACCGAAAGUGGACCCGAACUCACCAUGCUGCACAUUCAAGGCCCAGCUGUUGAUUACAGAAACUUACACAUCAACUCACUGUAUCCCCUGUUGAUCCAUACAAGUCAGAAUGACUGCUCACGGGCACCAAACAUGCAAGAAUGUCAUGUUCUCAUCCAGCAGCUUUAUCAUGCCAACCGCCUUCAGGCCAGAGAAAUUUUACGCGUGAAGUCUGUUGUGAAGGAUUUUAUAUGCAACAAAUUACCACCCGACACAUAUAUAAUAAGAAAAAAUUACAUGGCAGAUCAUUCCAGUGUUCAAAACCCUGUAGAAUUUCCAAAGUUAUCCUUCAAGGCAAUGAGAAAGGGGUCUAAAUCUCAAGUUUCAAGUUCAAAGAAAACUGCCCUUCCUGUUCUGAAACAAGAUGUCUCAGGUAGCUUUGAUGAAAGCCAGAGAACACAGAAAAAAUCAGCUUUCCACAGUACCAAAUUCAAGGAGUAAAACCAUACAUAACCACAAGUCCUACAAGCAACUCAUCCCACCAUACAAAAAAUAUCAAAUUUGGACUACAGCUAUUAUUUUCUCUUUGUAAAAAAACUGAAGAAAAAAAAAGAAAAAGAAAAACAACAACAUGUGGUAUAAUGCAGGGGUAUAAAGCAUAUUUAUUCUGAAUGUGCCUCAAAGACAGAUUUACAUUGACAGUAUAUAAUGUGUGGUAUCUUCAUAUUCUUCCUACAUUAUAAUCUGGCUACUAUGGUUUUUCUCUAAAUCUGAAAGACAUGCUUGUUAGAUUUGGAGUUGCAGGUUACCCUAUCUAUCUAAACUGCCCCUUCUACAUUUGAGUGUGGAUGUGUGCCCUGCAAUUGGCUUGCACACUGCUAAGAACUUGUUCUUGCUUUGUGAUUCUUAUGACCUUGAACUGGAUUAAGUACAUUUAAAACUGAAUAUAGGUACAUGGAUAAAAACAUAACCUGUAAUGUUUAAUAUAUAAAAAGAAAAAAAAAACACAAAUGGGUUAAUUAAAAUAAAGGAUUCAGAAUUUAUCUGUAGUUUAAAUAAAGGUUUUAUACACCAA
This is a messenger RNA of Erpetoichthys calabaricus (reedfish), 1930 nucleotides long. RefSeq lists its product as uncharacterized. The transcript has 7 exons. Bases 379 to 1356 code for a protein of 325 amino acids. The record is from RefSeq and is a predicted model, not a curated record. Lineage: Eukaryota; Metazoa; Chordata; Cladistia; Polypteriformes; Polypteridae.